Messenger RNA from Poecilia latipinna (sailfin molly), 2526 nucleotides. Its product is annotated as alpha-N-acetylgalactosaminide alpha-2,6-sialyltransferase 1-like. Gene Ontology annotation, biological process: oligosaccharide biosynthetic process. The record is from RefSeq and is a predicted model, not a curated record. Lineage: Eukaryota; Metazoa; Chordata; Actinopteri; Cyprinodontiformes; Poeciliidae. Bases 613 to 1965 code for a protein of 450 amino acids. Gene Ontology annotation, molecular function: alpha-N-acetylgalactosaminide alpha-2,6-sialyltransferase activity. The transcript is spliced from 9 exons.
AUGUAUGUGCACAGAAGCUUUACAUUGUAUGCUCAUAUAAAAUCCCUAUGAAAUGCAAUAACAUUUGUUGUUUGUAACAUAGCAAAAUGCAAAAGGACUUGAUGCAUAAUUGGUAUUAUAAUAAUGCUUCUCCAUAGUUCAAACCCUUGGAUUUACAUGAUGUAAUGUUUUGUUUGUCCAGAACAUUUCUUUGCUCCUGGACAACAAAUUCAAAUAUUUGCCUGUUCAAUGCAGACAGAGUGUCAUUUGAUUUCUCACAUUUUACUGUCUUAUAAAUAUGAACACACCCCACCUGUCCACACAUAGCAGGUGGACAUGCAAAGCUGACCUGUCAAUGAACAGAUAAGCUUCUUUUUUCUGCUUUUCAGUCGUCCACACACUCCAAAGCUGUGUGUGAGCUCUGUGUAUGUUUUUGGUGUUGCUGCUCUUUUCUCAGAAAACAGGUGCAGGACCUGUUCUGUCACUUCUGUUCCCACACAUCAUAUCAGUUGCUUCAGGUCAUCUCCGUAGGUUUUAAUAAAUUCCCCGCCCGGUGCCUGAUACUACUUUACUUAUCUGGCUCGCCUACAAAGGUGUGACUGAGGGCUCUCUUUUAAACGCAGGUGGCUUUUCAUGGGAAACGUAUUUUCUGAAAAGCAAAACCACUUCAGGAUGCAAAAAAAUUUUUUUUCCUUGGUGGUGGUGAUGGCAGUGAGCUUUUUUCUUUUUAUUCUUUCUUGGGAAAAUUAUAAAGGAGAAUCAAAUUGGAAAGUCUUCUCAAGAAAAGUACUACCUAGAGGUGAAGAUACAUUGAUUCAUGCUGUGCAAAGGAUAAGAAAGCUGAGUCUGUUAUCAGGUUUGCCAACAAAGAUUGAGAGGAAAACCAAUAAAAGCAACAUUUACUCCCUAGGAAACGUUAAAACUCAAAGCAGAGGUCCUGAGAGCCCUGUCCCCAUCAUGAAUUUAAGUUCCUUCAAAAAACUUCCUCAGUGGAGUUUUGAGGAUAUAUACAAUCUGGAUGCUCCACUAAUACCAACAACUUGUCCGCAGUCUCUGCGUAACUCAAAGGACGAGGACUUCCAGAAAGUUUUCCUUCCCAACAUUUGCAUGUUUCUGCACAAAGACAACUUCAACAUCAGAGAGUGGAACCGGCUCUCGCACUUCAACGAUCCUUUUGGUUUUAUGGGAUUGAAAUAUAGUGAUGUAAAGCCUGUAGUGAAGCUGAUCCCAAAGCCCAAAGAGCCGCUGCUCCUCCCAAAGCCAGGCGGGGACGGCUGCGUCCACUGCGCCGUGGUGGGAACGGGCGGCAUCCUGAACGGCUCGAAGAUGGGCACCGAGAUUGAUGCUCACGACUAUGUGUUUCGGAUGAAUGGUGCGGUGAUCAACGGCUACGAGGAAGACGUAGGAACAAAAACGUCGGUUUAUGUUCACACCGCUCAUUCAAUCACAGCAUCCCUUGAAUUUUUUAAGGAGUACGGAUACAAAUCUGCCCCGCAUGACGAAGGAAUAAAGUAUGUCCUGAUUCCUGAGGGUUUGAGGGAUUUCCAGUGGCUGCAGGGUCUUCUCAAAGGAGAGAAAGUUUCCUCCGGUGAAUACCAAGAUCAAGAACCCAGGGCUUAUUACUCAGGACAGUUCAGUGAGGAUCGCUUCUACGUUCUGCACCAGGACUUCCUGCGAUACGUUCGAAACAGGUAUCUAAGUUCAAAUGACCUUAGUGGAGAUUACUGGGCAAUUGUCCGACCAACCAACGGGGCGUUUACUCUCUUUGUGGCUCUGCACACAUGCGACACGGUGAGUGCAUAUGGAUUUAUGACAGAAGACUACAGUAAAUACUCAAACUAUUAUGCGGAGAAGCUUUUGAGCGAAGUAACUUUCUACAUCAACCACGAUCUCAUUCUGGAGAAGAAUCUGUGGAAAAGCUUUCAUGACAAAAAAAUACUGAAGCUGUAUCAAAGAACUGGGUCAGAAAAGCAAACGGAUUCCUGAUUCAGUGUCAGGAGUCAAGAAGACCUGAAAAAAUAUGACGGUUUAUUAUUUUUACUACUGUACUUUAACCCUAAGCUUAUUUAAAUGAGCUCUGUGUACACAAGUGGGAGAAAGACUUGUGUAAAUAUUUGUUGUAAAAUAAUGUCCUACAUGUGGACUGUAUUGAGGCAUAUCAGGUGCUGAAAUGAAGAAUAUUUGUACAUUUAUUUAUAGAUAUAUUAUUGUUUUUGUAGUAAUAAUCUGCAUUUUGCGUUGGUGACAUAUCUUUGCAAUGUGGUAGCUGUAGCAAUGUUUUAGUUUUAAAAAAGCACUCUAACAGAUUAACACCGUCAAGAAAACAAACAUUUUUAAAAUAAAUACAUAAAACCAAAAAUAAUUUUAAUGAACUUUUGUUUAUCUAUGUAGCUUGUAAUUAGCAGGGGAAACUUAGAACUACAUUUUGUGGAAGAAAACGGCUAAUAUACUGUGAAUAGUGUGACAUCAGUGUUGAUUGUAUGUUAUUAUAUUUUUCUGUUUGUUUUUAUUUGUUAAUCACUUUUGAAAUAAACUAAUACAGUAAAC